AUGCAUGAAGACGAGUCACGUACUGUUAUCAUUAAUAUAAUAAAACCAAGAAGACUCACAGAUAGUAAUUAUAACAAUACCAUAAAAUUGAAGCGUAGAAAUAGCAUACAAGCUGUAAAAAAACGAUUGAAAAAAGGUUCUAGUGUAUGUCAGACAUGUUUUGUACCUGAUAUUGAACCUUUACCAGCAGCCACAUUGAAAAAGGAUGCAGUUUUGUUGCCUUACGUACUCUAUACGAGAACACAAGAAAAGCAGAUAUUCCGAAAACGUAUGAGUAUGGGGUUACGUGACAGUUACAAAGCUGUUUAUGCAAAAAUUAUGAACCGUAUUCAUAUAGAUGAUCCACCCGACGAUGUUCUGACUGUAACAGGCUUCGAUCCUGGAUUUUUCCAAUGCGUCAGUACAACUAUUUUAUCAAAGUAUAUAGCUCCGUACAAAUCCCUCAAAUAUUCCUUUAACACUCAGUUAAGGUUGAGACAAGAAUGUGGUUAUAGAAAUGAUUGUAUGUUAAACAUUGAAUCAAAUUUUAAGAGAGAACAGGAAACUUAUGAUGAAGCUACUCAAAGAUAUAUGGAACAAGUUAAAUAUUUCGAAGCUUUCAUUUUGGCUGACUAUCUCAAGUCUAUGGUGUACCUCAAUAGAUGGGAAGAGUUGGCAUUAGCACUGAACAAGGUUAAUUUUGAAUAUCAAUGUCUUGCUGCAAAAAUGUUUACAAUAACUUCGAGGAUAGUGGGGCUAGAUUACAGGUAUGGGCUGCAGCAAAAAUAUGGGAGAUGUUUGUAUUACCUCUCGCCUCCAAGUUGGCGGUACAAGAAUAGGAACUUUGCUCGAUCUGUAGAGAUAGAAGCGAAAGGUUUUGAUUUUGGGAUAUCCAAGGAAGAGGAUACAUUUAGUGUUAUGUUUGAUAAGCUGCAAAUGGAGUGCUACAGUGGCCUUGUUAAACCAGUUCUGUACUUUAAUCAUGCUGCCGAUUUAAUGAAAUUGUUUGACGGAAUAGAGCAACAACAUUUGCAUCAUUUUACGCACGUGGUUCAACUUGCGCCUCAUACAACAUUUUUAAAGAAAGGAAUAAAACUCUUUAAUGACAUUAUUGCUCAGGAUAGUGCAGGAAUUCUUGCUAUAAUUAAAGAGUUCAAAAAAUUGUUAGAAUUCAGCGAGGAUCAAGGAUCCCAGCUGGAGGCAAAAUUCUAUAAGAUAAUCAAUGGUUUUUUUUACGACUGCGUUGGUGCUCCAGAAGUCUUAAAAUUUCAGUUGCACUUAGAAUUUUGUUAUGAAAAAAUACAUAAUGAAAAACCUAUAAAUAUGGAUUUAGUGGGAACUGCUAAGGCUUUAGAAGAUUUUUACAUGGACUAUUCCAAACGGUUGGAUGCGGUAACAGGAGAAAAAAUAAAAGCCGCUAUGGCUGUGUAUAUUAACUCAGAACGACAGCAAUUCAAAGAAGCCAAAGACGCGGCAAAGGAACUACGACAAUUCAGACGUUUGGAGCUUACCUUGCUUCGAGCGCAUGCGCUACCGAGUACCGCGCAACCAAAAUACAACUUUACUAGAAACCUAAGUUUGAGAAAAAAAAAGAAGUUACCCAAAACAAAAUGCGAGGAAUACAGAAACAGUCUCACCGAAGGUGAAUUAGAAUAUCUGACAUUGUUUACUGAUUGGACAGAAUUAGAGGAUCCUGCUAAGUACUUACAAUGUCGCAGUAUGUCACACGUCGAUACAGGACAUACUAACAAGAAGUAA
Messenger RNA from Spodoptera littoralis (African cotton leafworm), 1737 nucleotides. NCBI's taxonomy places the organism in Eukaryota, Metazoa, Arthropoda, Insecta, Lepidoptera, Noctuidae. The record is from the annotation of a GenBank genome assembly.